Messenger RNA from Saccoglossus kowalevskii, 1454 nucleotides. Its product is annotated as protein-lysine N-trimethyltransferase SMYD5-like. Gene Ontology annotation, molecular function: protein binding; histone H4K20 methyltransferase activity. Gene Ontology annotation, biological process: negative regulation of gene expression, epigenetic. Lineage: Eukaryota; Metazoa; Hemichordata; Enteropneusta; Harrimaniidae. The record is from RefSeq and is a predicted model, not a curated record.
ACAAAAAAUGGCUGCCCCCAUGGAGGAACAUGCUGCAGUCCCGGGUGACAUCGGGAAAGAUUGCGGAGAUAGAAGUCCGGAUUGCCGACGAUCGAAAGGGAAAAGGCGUAUUUGCUAAGCAACGUUUCAGAAAAAACGAUGUAAUCUUCCGAGAGAAACCAAUAGUAUGUGCCCAGUUUUUAUGGAAUGAGUAUUACAAGUAUUCAGCAUGCGAUCAUUGUAUGAAAUCAUUGGAGACAGCGGAGGAGAUGGCGCGACGGUUGUCGGCUAUUUCGUCACUUGUACUUCCAUAUCCACAGUGUUGUGAAGUAAAAAAAGAUGAACAUGUGUCAUGUCCGGCAUGUCAGACGCAGUAUUGUAGCACAAAAUGUAAGGAGGAUGCAGAAAAGCUAUAUCACAGAGUGCUGUGCAUGGGACAGCAUCCAGCAGAUCCUGAACACCCUAUAGCAAAAUUACAAGAUAUCUGGCGGAACAUGCAUUUCCCCCCUGAGACUGCUAGUAUUAUGUUAAUAGCUAAAAUGAUAGCUAAAAUUAAACAGGCACCUGAUAAAUCUGAAGCAGUCGCUGCAUUCUCACAGUUUAGAAGAGCUACUGUCAAUGAAGAAGCCGAUAUUACACAUAAACUACUUGGAGAGGAAUUUCAGGGUGAUAUAGACAUGCUUUUACCAUUUCUCAAUGAAGCAUUGAAAGAAGAAACUGUAUCACAUUGGUUUACCAGUGAAGGUAUCAGAUCAUUAUUUGCUCUUAUAGGAACAAAUGGCCAAGGUGUCGGAACAAGUUCUCUGAGUGUUUAUGUACAUAACUGUGAUGCGUUAGAUUUAAAUACCGACGACAGACAGCGAUUAGAUUUAUUUAUAGACCAGCUGUAUGUUGAUAUUGAGAAAGAAUCUGGUUCCUUUUUGAACUGUGAAGGCUCAGCGCUUUAUUCUCUACAGAGUUGUUGUAACCAUAGCUGUGUACCAAAUGCUGAGGUAACAUUUCCUGAUAAUGACGCAGCGGUAUCUGUGAUGGCGCUUCAAGACAUUCAGGAAAAUGAGGAAAUUUGCAUAUCAUAUUUAGGUGAAUGUGAUAUUGGAAGAAGCCGACAUUCAAGACAAAAAAUUCUCAGAGAGAAUUACUUGUUCAACUGUAACUGUAUGAAAUGUCAAUCACAGUGUGAUGAUGCUGAUGUGACAAGUGAUGAAGAUGAGGAGGAAAUGGAAGAAGAUUCUAAUUGAUCUUUUCUAAUUGAUGUUUGUGAGUUACAGCCCUGGACAAAAAGGUGUAUCCUAUGUAGAGUGCUGGUUUUGUUGGUGGCUAUAAACUUAUUGAGUUGAGCAAUAUUCCAUGGCGAUACAAUUCAAUGUGUACCACCAACUAGCAUCAUAUAUACAAAGUAAUUUGUUAUCUUUGCAAGUAAAUGCAUUUUAGAAUGUAUAAUACUAAGAAAAAUAAAGCAACGUUGACAAAAAUGA